This is a messenger RNA of Triplophysa rosa, 2605 nucleotides long. It is a transcript of the gene yipf3, whose product is annotated as Yip1 domain family, member 3. Gene Ontology annotation, cellular component: Golgi apparatus. The record is from RefSeq and is a predicted model, not a curated record. The coding region runs from base 187 to 1314 and encodes 375 amino acids. NCBI's taxonomy places the organism in Eukaryota, Metazoa, Chordata, Actinopteri, Cypriniformes, Nemacheilidae. The transcript is spliced from 8 exons.
GUAGUCACAUGUCAAAUCCUGUGCUAGCGUUGUACAGCUGGCAAAACAAUCCUAAAAAAAUCGCAAAAAUCGAGUGUUUACAUCAAAGGACAAUGAGCACAACAAUACAGGUUUAGGUUGUAUCAUUUUCAUUGAUAGUCUCAAAGCUAACGUCUCUGCGCGGUUUGUUCCCGUUAACGCUAAACAAUGUCGGAACCUCAAGGAAGUAAAAACACGAAUACGGAACCAUGGGGUGGAUUUGAUGACAACAUUAUCCAGGGCAGUAACUCUGCAGUGAUAGACAUGGAGAAUAUGGACGACACCUCUGGAUCCAGCUUUGAGGAUAUGGGGGAGAUGCAUCAGUCCAUGAAGGAGGAGGAGGCGGUGGCAGCCGAGGCAGAAGCUACGGAGGAGGACACUGGAGAAGAUGGAGAGUUCCUCGGCAUGAAGGGCUUGAAGGGACAGUUGGGCAGACAGGUUGCUGAUGAGGUGAGAUGGAAAGAGGGACACAUGUCGUCCAGAGAUAGAAUGUAUGUGCCUAAAAGGAGCAUUUCACUGAUAAUCUGUGUAUCUGUUUUAUCCACACAGGUAUGGCAGGCAGGGAAGCGUCAGGCCUCGAAAGCUUUCAACCUGUAUGGUAAUAUUGACAUCCUCAGACCGUACUUUGAUGUGGAGCCUAUUCAAGUCAGAAGCCGGUUGAUUGAAUCUUUGAUACCCGUCCGAGUGAUCAACUUUCCACAGAAAGUUGCUGGAGAACUGUAUGGACCACUGAUGCUGGUGUUCACAAUGGUGGCCAUUCUGCUUCAUGGCAUGAAGACAUCAGACACUGUCAUCAGAGAGGGCACCCUGAUGGGCACUGCCAUUGGAACCUGUUUUGGAUACUGGUUGGGAGUCUCCUCCUUCAUCUACUUCAUUGCGUACAUUUGCAAUGCUCAGAUUACUAUGCUGCAGAUGUUGUCUUUGCUAGGUUAUGGUCUCUUUGGCCACUGUGUGGUCCUUUUCAUCACCUACAACGUCCACUUCCACUCGCUCUUCUACCUUCUUUGGCUGGCUAUUGGAGGGCUCUCUACACUCCGCAUGGUGGCUGUGCUGAUCUCCCGUACCGUUGGUCAGACUCCUCGGCUCAUCUUGUGUGGCACCCUGGCUGCUCUGCACAUGCUCUUUCUGCUCUACUUGCACUUUGCUUACCAUAAGAUGGUUGAAGGUAUUCUGGAUACCUUGGAAGGACCCAACAUUCCUCCCAUUCAGAGAGUGGCCAGAGAUGUUUCCGUUGUUGCAAACACUGUUGUAAAUGCCACCAUAAAGACUAUAGCUGCAAUUGUUCAGACACAGUGAUUAUAUAUUUGGGUGGUCACACAGGCCAGUGUGAGUUUAGUGUGUGUAUGUAUGGUCAGGACACGUUCUAUAGAGCACCAUUUAAAUCUUAAAAAGAUCCCGGUACUGUCAAAGUGAUCUUAAGGGAUACGUUUAGUUCAAGAUGACUUGUGUGGAUCAUAUUAUUACGAGACAGCCGUUUUGACAGGCCGUCCACGUCACUUUACACUUGUCUUAAAUCAUUUUUGUUGCGAAGGUUUUACAGGCCUACUAAUGUUAGACGGUUUAUUCAGAUUAUGGAUAAAACUAUUUAUCUCAUCAACAAGAAAGACUUUCUUUAAGAUGCUAAUACUAAUGACAUAAAAGAUCCUUCCAAAUGUUUCUGCCAUUAUUCGCAGCUGGAUACUCGGUGAAAGAUCUCUUGCAUAAACGGAGCUCUUUCCAGUCGAUUGUCCACACAGUUUCAGUUACAGCAAAUGACAUGACACAACACUUGUUCUGUUUUUAGAUCUUGUUGCUUAAGUUCUUUUGUUCACAGUUGAAGAGGAGGUCAGUGUAUAGAUGGAGAACUGUAAUGAUAUUUUAUUUGAGGAUGAGAAAAGUCUUUGGUGCAUGAGAUCUUUUUUCUUAUUCAUUUUUUAAGCAGCCAUUGUCUCUGGUUGAGGGUUAGAAGUGCUCUCUCGUUAUGCUAUCGUUUUCAUGUGAUCUUCCUAUUUAAAAGGUUCGUGUAAAGAGAAAAUAGAGGAAUUAAAGCUCAUGUUGUGCUUAUUUAUGGCAUUAUGGCCUGUAUUUGUAUGGUAAAGGGAGUUAUUGAUGCAUGUUUAUUACAUUAACGUUAAUUUUGUUCUGUAAUGCCUUUAAAAAUAAGAUUUCAAGGUUUUCAUAGACACAUAACCCAUGUUGGUCUAUGUCAUACAAAACAAUCACAAUAGCGCACAUAGAAGACAUAAUGUUUGUGUUUUUAAAAUCAUAUAAGGGUGAAUAAAUGGCAUAAUUUUCCAGACAGCUUUCAUUCCUAAUUAGGUUUGUUCAAUAUAAGUGCAAUGGUCAGGUGAGUUAAGGUGAGCUACAUUAGGAAUUAACUGUGUUUGUUUCGUUCUGGGUUCACAUUUCCAGCUCUCACUAAGUCUGUCACAAAGAUAUGGCCAUGCAACCAGACACGCUGUGGGUACAAUUGGUUAUACUAUCCACCUGCAAAUCCUGUUGCUGAGGAAAAGACAGGUGACAUUGACAUAAUGCAUUAUUUACAAGUCUCAUAGUUAUCUUGGACAAUGUGCGAAUUUAUUGGUUUAAGUAAAGCUUUUUACUUUGA